Messenger RNA from Emys orbicularis (European pond turtle), 474 nucleotides. Its product is annotated as N-myc proto-oncogene protein-like. Lineage: Eukaryota; Metazoa; Chordata; Testudines; Emydidae. The record is from RefSeq and is a predicted model, not a curated record. Gene Ontology annotation, molecular function: RNA polymerase II cis-regulatory region sequence-specific DNA binding; DNA-binding transcription factor activity, RNA polymerase II-specific; protein dimerization activity. Gene Ontology annotation, biological process: regulation of transcription by RNA polymerase II.
AUGAAGUCAGAUGAGGAAGAGGAUGACGUGGAAGACAUUGAGGUUCUGGCAGUAGAGAAAAGGCACUCUUCCUCCAAGAAGACAGUUAUGACUAUUAUUCUAAAGCAUUGCACCCCGAUUCACCAGCAUUAUUACUACACCGCCCCUUCCCCAUACAUUGAAAGUGAAGAUGUCCUGCCACAGGAAAAGCUAAAAAAUGAGGUGCCCGAGUCAGAGGAUAGCAAACGUCUACGCCUCAAUUGUCUGGAACGUCAGCGGAAUAAGGAUCUGCGGUCUAGUUUCCUCACAUUAAGGGACCAUGUACCUGAACUGGUUAAAAAUGAGAAAGCCGCAAAAAUACUCAUCUUGAAUAAAGCCACUGAUUAUAUCCAUUCCCUUCAGGCAGAGGAACACAAGUUAUUGCUAGAAAAGGAAAAAUUGCAAGCCAGACAACAGCAGUUGCUAAUGGAAAUAGAACACAUGGAGACUUGCUAA